CUGUGUUCUGGCUGGAGUUAUCCCAAAAGAAGGGAGGAUCAGACUGAAGUCAUCCACAGAUCUCAUCUGUACAGUGUAAUAACGGUGCAGACCCAGGCUACAGGCAGACACCAUGAGGGAGAUCGUGCACAUCCAGGCUGGCCAAUGUGGAAACCAGAUCGGAACCAAGUUUUGGGAAGUGAUCAGUGACGAACAUGGCAUCGAUCCAGCAGGAGGCUACGUCGGUGAUUCAGCUCUGCAGCUUGAAAGGAUCAAUGUGUACUACAAUGAAUCAUCCUCUCAGAAAUAUGUACCAAGAGCCGUGCUUGUUGACCUUGAACCUGGGACCAUGGACAGUGUACGGUCUGGCCCAUUUGGACAGCUUUUCAGACCAGAUAAUUUCGUUUUUGGUCAGACUGGCGCAGGAAAUAACUGGGCCAAGGGACAUUAUACAGAAGGUGCAGAGCUGGUCGAUUCGGUUCUGGAUAUAGUCAGAAAGGAAUGUGAACAUUGUGACUGUCUGCAAGGCUUCCAGCUCACUCACUCGCUUGGAGGAGGAACAGGUUCUGGAAUGGGGACACUUCUUAUAAGCAAGAUCAGAGAAGAAUAUCCAGAUAGAAUAAUGAACACCUUCAGUGUAAUGCCUUCACCUAAAGUCUCUGACACAGUUGUAGAGCCGUACAAUGCCACCUUGUCUGUACACCAGCUGGUUGAAAAUACUGAUGAGACCUACUGCAUCGAUAAUGAAGCUUUGUAUGACAUUUGCUUCCGCACCCUGAAACUCACCACGCCUACCUACGGAGAUCUCAAUCACCUGGUGUCUGCCACAAUGAGUGGAGUAACCACCUCUCUGCGUUUUCCAGGCCAGCUCAAUGCAGAUCUUCGAAAGCUAGCUGUAAACAUGGUUCCCUUCCCACGUCUACAUUUCUUCAUGCCUGGCUUUGCACCGCUAACUGCCAGAGGAAGCCAGCAAUAUCGUGCGCUCACCGUACCUGAACUUACCCAACAGAUGUUUGACGCCAAGAACAUGAUGGCAGCAUGCGACCCGCGGCACGGACGCUAUCUAACAGUGGCCACGGUCUUCAGAGGGCCGAUGUCCAUGAAGGAAGUUGACGAGCAGAUGCUGGCAGUCCAAAACAAAAACAGCAGUUACUUUGUAGAAUGGAUCCCUAAUAAUGUGAAGGUGGCAGUGUGUGACAUCCCACCAAGGGGUCUGAAAAUGGCCUCCACGUUUAUCGGGAACAGCACAGCUAUUCAAGAGUUAUUUAAGAGGAUCUCAGAACAGUUUUCUGCAAUGUUCAGAAGAAAGGCUUUCUUGCACUGGUUUACCGGGGAAGGAAUGGAUGAGAUGGAAUUCACAGAGGCGGAGAGCAACAUGAAUGACCUGGUGUCAGAAUACCAACAGUAUCAAGAAGCUACAUCCAACGAAGGGGAGGAAACUUUUGAAGAGGAUGAAGAAAUCAUUCAUGAGUGAAAGAGGGUAUCAUAAAAGUCCCAUUAGGUGGAACAAAGAUCU
Nanorana parkeri is the source of this 1495-nucleotide messenger RNA. It is a transcript of the gene TUBB6, whose product is annotated as tubulin beta 6 class V. Bases 113 to 1453 code for a protein of 446 amino acids. Gene Ontology annotation, molecular function: structural constituent of cytoskeleton; GTP binding; GTPase activity. The transcript is spliced from 4 exons. The record is from RefSeq and is a predicted model, not a curated record. Gene Ontology annotation, cellular component: cytoplasm; microtubule. NCBI's taxonomy places the organism in Eukaryota, Metazoa, Chordata, Amphibia, Anura, Dicroglossidae. Gene Ontology annotation, biological process: mitotic cell cycle; microtubule cytoskeleton organization.